Molecule: messenger RNA, 1008 nt
Organism: Naumovozyma castellii
Lineage: Eukaryota; Fungi; Ascomycota; Saccharomycetes; Saccharomycetales; Saccharomycetaceae
Gene: PTP1
Product: tyrosine protein phosphatase PTP1
Exons: 1
Coding region: 1-1008 (335 amino acids)
Source: RefSeq, a predicted model, not a curated record
AUGGUCUCUUCUAAGCAUAUUCCGUGGUAUUUGCAGCAAUCAGACUUGGAACUAUCCAAGAAAUUCAAAUUUAUUCAGAAUCAAGAAGACGAGCGAUUGAGGGAGGCGACAAACGGUACAGCAAAUUCUCGUUGGAGUUUAGGUUCUAGUAUACUGGCCAAGAAUGAUAUCAGGAAUCGCUACGUUAACAUUAUGCCUUAUGAAAGGAAUCGUGUACAGUUGGACGUGGUUAGUGGGAACGAUUACAUCAAUGCAUCCUACGUGAAGGUAGAUAUACAUGAUCAAAGUAUUAAUCCCGGUUAUUACAUUGCUACGCAGGGACCUACAAAACAUACUUGGGAACAAUUCUGGCAAAUGUGCUACAAGGAGUGUCCUCAUGAGCAUAUUGUCAUCGUGAUGGUGACACCUCUGGAGGAGUUUGGGAAGGAGAAAUGUUUUCCUUAUUGGCCCAGGAACAGUUCGGAUCCAUUAAAAAUAUCAAGAAAGGUUCAAAACUUGGAUGGGAAGGGUAAUACAAGUGAGUUUGCAUCUUCAUUGGAAAUAAAGUAUGAAAACGGGGAGAAAUAUGGGAAUGAUUACACUUUGACAACGAUGAAACUGAAGCCCACAGAUCCGGCAGUGGGGCCCGAGAAGACCGUAUAUCAUUUUUAUUUCGAUCAAUGGAGGGAUAUGAGGAAACCGGAAGAGAUUGUGCCCAUCAUGCAGCUCUGUAACCAUUCUCAUAUAUUAAAUUCCUCGGGUAAUCCCAUCAUUGUGCAUUGUUCAGCCGGUGUUGGCAGGUCCGGAACGUUUAUAGCUUUGGACCAUCUUACACAUGAAACGAUCGACUUCAGAGAUAUCAAGGACAACACCAUUCCUGCACCUGACGACGAUUACAAGAAGGAUCUGGUCGAGCAAAUAGUGUUGCAAUUACGCGCCCAGCGAAUGAAGAUGGUCCAGAUAAAAGACCAAUUCACAUUUAUAUACCAUGCAGCCAGACGAUUACAGGAGCUGACCGGGUCUAACUGA